GCUUUCUUGGGCGGACAGACGGCGCAAGCGCACCUUUUGCUGGAGGCCGCAGAGCAGCACGGAGGCCCUGACAUCUGCAUGGCGGAGACACUGCACAGGCUCGGAGCGGAAGGCGUGACGGCCAACAAGAAGAUGUUCUUCUCAUUGGACCAGAACGGUGCGGUGGCCUGGCUGGCGUCGGUCAAGCGGCACGAGCCAGCCACCGCAGUCAGAGCGCACAGUAUCAUGACGAGCGUGUUCAAUGUGAAGCAGUUCCUUGGCACGCUGGCGGAGUCCGAGACACAGCACUCGGAGCGGCAGCGCGACGUUCGACUAUAUGAGGCGGCGGCGGGAGAA
This is a messenger RNA of Prorocentrum cordatum, 336 nucleotides long. The record is from the annotation of a GenBank genome assembly. Lineage: Eukaryota; Dinophyceae; Prorocentrales; Prorocentraceae.